GAGGAAAUUCGGAGCCCCGCCCCCCACUCGUUAACCUGCGCUUUAUUGUGAAGUUGCUGCAGCUGUGUGUAACAGUGUCGCUAACUCAGAGUUGUGUGUAAUAAUGGAGAAAGAUGUGAAGAGUGUGAGCCGUGAGCGUUUCUGUUACAUCACGCGAGUGCAGAGUUUCAGCGCGAGCCAUCGACUGCACAGCAAAUCACUGAGUGAUGAAGAGAACAAGAGAAUAUUUGGAAAAUGCAACAAUCCCAAUGGCCAUGGGCACAACUACAAAGUUGAAGUUACAGUACAAGGAAAGAUUGACCAAAACACAGGAAUGGUGAUGAACCUCACUGAUCUUAAACAGUAUAUAGAGGAGGGAAUCAUGAAACCACUUGACCACAAAAACCUGGAUCUGGAUGUGCCAUACUUUGCUAAUACCAUCAGCACAACUGAAAACCUGGCAGUGUAUAUCUGGGACAACAUGAUCAAGCUUCUUCCACCUAACAUGCUCUAUGAGAUCAAAGUGCACGAGACGGACAAUAACAUUUUUGUGUAUCGUGGGGAGUAAAGCAGUUCAUUUGCUGAUGCCUGUUCAUUUCAGGCUGCAAACUGCAGGUCAGUAGGGGGAGGUUGUAAAUCUUAGCACUUUAGAUUUUAUUAGAUUAGAGCAAGAGGAGCACCUGCUGUGGCCUACACAGUAUUGUAUGCUUUAGGAUUAGCGUAAGGCACAGAGAAUUUGGCUCAGCCCUCGACCAUGUGAGACUGAUCCUAUUAAACAUGGAGAUUAUGGCAGGUGUAAAUCUUUUUUUAUUUUCCCCAAAUUAAUUAACAGUCUUAACUUUGUUACCCUUUUGUCCCUUUUUCUCAUCUUGGCCAAAUGUCCGAUUUUGUUGUCUGAGUUGGAACUAGUGUAUAGUGCAAUGUUCAACUUUUAUUUAUAUUAUUAGCUUCAAGUAAUUCAUAUUUGUGUUAAUAAAUUGUUUACAGAUUUACAGAA
Pangasianodon hypophthalmus (striped catfish) is the source of this 976-nucleotide messenger RNA. RefSeq names its product 6-pyruvoyltetrahydropterin synthase (gene pts). Gene Ontology annotation, biological process: tetrahydrobiopterin biosynthetic process. The transcript is spliced from 6 exons. The coding region runs from base 104 to 547 and encodes 147 amino acids. Gene Ontology annotation, molecular function: 6-pyruvoyltetrahydropterin synthase activity. Gene Ontology annotation, cellular component: mitochondrion. The record is from RefSeq and is a predicted model, not a curated record. Lineage: Eukaryota; Metazoa; Chordata; Actinopteri; Siluriformes; Pangasiidae.